UUUGCCUCACACGUGCAUUUAAAAAAUGGGAGACGUUGUCGAGGCUCUGUUUAUAAGCUCAUUGAACAAUGAGCGCGCAUCCUGCAGCGUGCAGGAUCUUCGCACUGGCACCGAUCUGAUGAAAUACAAAGGCGGCGGCCAAAUGCAGCCACAUAGUCUGCAAAUGCUUGGCGCGAACUUUGUUAUUGCAGCGAACAGCACGAAGCCCUUGUUGCAUGUGUGGCCCCUCAAUGGACAGGAGCAGAUGUCCACCAUACGAUAUGUGGUGCCGGGCAAGGUGAAUGCUCUGGCCGUGACUCCAGAUGACGCCUACCUGGUGGCUGGCAUACAGGAAACCAUAUAUGUAUGGCAUCUCAAUUCGGGUCGCCUGCUCAACACAAUGUCCAAGCAUUUCCAGCCCAUCACCUGCAUCCGUUUCACCGACAACGGCGAGCAUUUUGCCACCGCCGGCAAAGAUGGUGCCGUGCUGGUCUGGAAUCUGACACGUGCUGUUGCUCCAUUGGGUUCCGGGGACAGCGAGGAGAAUGCCCCGUUCUACAGUUUCAAUGAUCAUGGACUCGCGGUCACCGAUGUGCACAUUGGCCUUGGCGGCAUACGUGCCUUCAUGUACACCGUGUCCUUGGAUCGCUGCUGCAAGGUAUAUGACCUAAGCAAUGGCCAUAUGCUGCUCAGUGUCGUCUUUCCCGUUGCCCUGCACAGCGUCGUGGUGAACAAGCUGGAGACGAGCGUUUAUGUUGGCACCAGUGAGGGUCAGGUGCUCAUCUUCCACAUGGAGAAGCUGCCACGCAUGAAGGAAUACCAUCUGGAAGAGGAGGAGAGUCAAGCGUUUAUAGGACACACAGCUGGUUCACCCAUCACAUCUUUGGCGCUGUCGGUGAAUGCUGAUCAACUGAUUUCUGGUGGCGACGAUAAGCAGGUGUGCGUCUGGGAUGUGGGCAGUCGUCAGCUGAUAAAGACCAUCUCACAGCUUGGUGCCAUUACCAAUCUGCACGUGCGCCUGAUCAGCUCGGCCAAGUUCCAUCCCGGACCCAAAGAGUCCAAGUUCUUUGCUGACAACCUGAAGCGCAUGAUUAGUCCAGCGGACAAUGAUGAUGACUGCAUUGAGUUGCUAAUCACAGAGAAAUAUUCAAAGAGACGACAGCUAAAAAAGCCAAACUUUGAUUAUAGCUACGAUGGCAUGGACAGCUCAGCAAUUCCAGCAGCAGACGAGGAGCAAAUGGAAGACGAAGCUCCCGCUGAUAAUGAUGAGCAGGAGGCGGAGGAGGAGGACACAGACGAAGAUGAGGAAAUGCCGGAUGCUGAUGAUGGUGACGAUGAUGACAGUUCCAAUGCUCUCAUCGCUGAGCUGGAAAGUUUACGUGCUGAAAAUGCUCGUCUCAAGCUUGAGGCAAAACGUUUGUUAGACUUGAAGCUAGAUAAAAUUGUAACGAAUCCGCAGAGCAACAAAACUUCCAAGAAAAACAAGAAAAAGGCUUGGAAGAAGUAGACUGUAGGUAUUUGUAGGAUUGGUUAACAAUUAUAUUAAAAAUUUGUAUAGAAACAAAUGACUAUACAUAAAAAAAGCACAAAACUGUGAUGUGAUUUAGUUGA
Messenger RNA from Drosophila innubila, 1590 nucleotides. Its product is annotated as WD repeat-containing protein 18. Gene Ontology annotation, molecular function: protein binding. NCBI's taxonomy places the organism in Eukaryota, Metazoa, Arthropoda, Insecta, Diptera, Drosophilidae. Gene Ontology annotation, cellular component: nuclear pre-replicative complex. The record is from RefSeq and is a predicted model, not a curated record. The transcript is spliced from 2 exons. The coding region runs from base 26 to 1486 and encodes 486 amino acids. Gene Ontology annotation, biological process: rRNA processing; DNA-templated DNA replication.